Messenger RNA from Arabidopsis thaliana (thale cress), 969 nucleotides. It is a transcript of the gene LTI30, whose product is annotated as dehydrin family protein. Lineage: Eukaryota; Viridiplantae; Streptophyta; Magnoliopsida; Brassicales; Brassicaceae. Gene Ontology annotation, biological process: response to water; response to water deprivation; response to abscisic acid. Gene Ontology annotation, molecular function: metal ion binding. The coding region runs from base 183 to 764 and encodes 193 amino acids. The transcript has a single exon. The record is from RefSeq and is marked reviewed.
CACGUAUUGAGUAAAAUAUCUAUGUGAUGAUGAAUUCCUAUCCAAAAUGAAAUUUGCAUCUCUAUAAAAGUAUCAUUCAAGAGAUCAUUAAUCUUCAUCGAUCAAAGUCUUGAAUAUUUCAUCUAUAUAUACCUAAGAAAGAAAAGAGUUAAAGAAGUAUAUUUUCGAUUCAAAGAAGAAAAAUGAAUUCUCACCAGAAUCAAACCGGAGUGCAAAAGAAGGGAAUAACGGAGAAAAUCAUGGAGAAGCUACCAGGUCAUCAUGGACCUACUAACACUGGUGUUGUUCACCACGAGAAGAAAGGGAUGACGGAGAAAGUUAUGGAGCAGCUGCCAGGUCAUCAUGGUGCUACUGGUACCGGUGGUGUUCACCACGAGAAGAAAGGAAUGACGGAAAAAGUUAUGGAGCAGCUGCCAGGUCAUCAUGGAUCACACCAAACUGGAACCAACACAACUUAUGGUACUACUAACACUGGUGGUGUUCACCACGAGAAAAAAAGUGUGACCGAAAAAGUUAUGGAGAAACUACCAGGUCAUCAUGGGUCACAUCAAACUGGGACUAACACGGCUUAUGGUACUAACACUAAUGUCGUUCACCAUGAGAAAAAAGGUAUAGCAGAAAAGAUUAAAGAGCAACUGCCAGGUCAUCAUGGAACUCACAAAACUGGAACCACCACAAGUUAUGGUAAUACUGGCGUUGUUCACCAUGAAAAUAAAAGUACGAUGGAUAAGAUUAAAGAGAAGCUUCCCGGUGGUCAUCACUAGAUUGAUUAACAACUUGUUUAAGCUUAUUUUAAGUAUUUGUGUGGUGUAAUAAUAUGAUGAUGUGGCUUUCUUUCAUUGAGUCGCUAAAUAAUAUAUGUAAGUGAUGGAUCUUUGAAUUAAUAUAAAAUAUCUACUUCUGGUUUCGUUUAUUUAUCUUUCUAUCGCUUCAACUAUUCCAUGUUAUUAAAAUACUUGUGAGUUGUGA